Messenger RNA from Cooperia oncophora, 345 nucleotides. Lineage: Eukaryota; Metazoa; Nematoda; Chromadorea; Rhabditida; Trichostrongylidae. The record is from the annotation of a GenBank genome assembly.
AUGUUCAACACAUCGAUGGUGACGCCAAUUUACUACGUGUUUUUUACUACAUUUGUAAUCUUAGCUUCUUCAAUAUUGUAUAAGGAGUGGUCUUGUCUUGGUGCCUCAGAUAUACUAGGAAACGUUAUUGGUUUCUUAACGACAAUUAUUGGUAUAUUCCAGAUGCAGCUGUUCCGUGAUGUGAACAUCAGUUUACGUCAAGUACGUGUACUGCUUCAUCGGCCGUCAGCAUCUUUGGCCAGUCUUGAUCUCUCAUCGAAUUCCGCCACGAACCUCGUCGACGACUUCAACAUCGUUUCAUCAUCGACGUCAAAUGGUUCCGUCCGACAUCCAACAUAUACGUGA